AUGUCCUCGCCCACAACUUUUCUGAUCGCUGGCGGAACCGGUCGUCAAGGUGGUGCCGUCGUCAAUGCGCUUUUGGCAGACAAGUCUAUUUCAAUUCAAGCCAAGGACAUUUAUGUCUUGACGCGGAAUACAGCCGGCGCUGGUGCCGCCGCCCUCACAACCCGGGGGGUUAAGCUCGUGCAAGGCGAACUCGGCCAACCCGAUGCGAUCUUCAAACAGCUGUCAGACCUAGGCGUCAACCCCACAAAGACAGCCGCGUUCCUGUCUCAGGCUCAUGGGCCGACAGAACUGAACGAUGCGAAAGGUUUCAUCGACGCUGCCAUUACGAAUGGAUUGUCGUAUUUCGUCUACUCCUCCGUUGAUCGCGGUGGACCGGAACUCAGUGACCGCGACGCCUCCUACUGCAAGACCUUCUCCGACAAGUUCCAAAUCGAGAAACACCUCGAAUCGGCUAGCGCAGGUGGGAAGAACAUCAACUACACAAUUCUACGCCCAACUUGGUUCGCCGACAAUGCUCUCUGGGGAUUCCCUGGGAAACUUUGCAUGGCAGGAUGGCGCGAAAACAUGAGAGGAAAGCGAAUGCAGGUGACUACGAUCAAGGAUAUCGGACGAUGGGCAACUGAAGCUCUUUUGCGUCCUGAUGCCUCGGGUAUCCGAAACAAGCCUCUUAGCAUUGCUAGCGACUAUUUGUCGUUCGAUGAGAUUGACGCCAUAUUCAAGAAGGAGACAGGGAAGCCGGUCGGCGUCACCUACGGAUGGCUAGCGAGAUUGAUGAUCUGGAUGGUCGAGGAUUUGCGCACUAUGUUCGGUUGGAUCAAUGAGAGGGACUAUGGUGCCGACCUCGAGGAGCUGGCGAAGACGGUCAAGCCUACCACGUUCCGGGAAUGGCUCAAGGAAGCCCAUAAAGCUUGA
Pseudogymnoascus verrucosus is the source of this 912-nucleotide messenger RNA. RefSeq lists its product as uncharacterized. The transcript has a single exon. Lineage: Eukaryota; Fungi; Ascomycota; Leotiomycetes; Thelebolales; Thelebolaceae. The record is from RefSeq and is a predicted model, not a curated record. The coding region runs from base 1 to 912 and encodes 303 amino acids.